This is a messenger RNA of Andrographis paniculata, 922 nucleotides long. Its product is annotated as HMG1/2-like protein. The transcript is spliced from 8 exons. The record is from RefSeq and is a predicted model, not a curated record. Bases 173 to 628 code for a protein of 151 amino acids. Lineage: Eukaryota; Viridiplantae; Streptophyta; Magnoliopsida; Lamiales; Acanthaceae.
UUUGGGGAGAAUUUUUGAGGCUCUUUUCCUAUGCAACCCCUUAUCCCUUCCCCUUUCACAUAUACAAUACUCACCCACACGCUUUCAAUACGCAUACCCAGAUCUCCCUUGAUUUUUUCUCUCUCUCCAUCUUCUUCUCGCACUAGGGGCGGCGGCGAUUCUUAGGUGAGCAAUGAAAGGAGGACGAUCCAAGGGGGAGACGAAGAAGGCUGAACCGAAGCUUUCUGUGAAGAAAGGAGCAGUCGCGAAAAAGCCGGCGAAGAAGGCGAAGACGGAGAAGGAUCCGAACAAGCCGAAGAGGCCUGCUAGUGCCUUUUUUGUUUUCAUGGAAGAGUUCCGGAAAACGUACAAAGAGAAGCAUCCGAAUAACAAGUCAGUCGCCGCUGUUGGCAAAGCCGGCGGUGACAAGUGGAAAAGCAUGUCAGAUGCUGAAAAAGGACCUUACAUAGCCAGGGCAGAUAAAAGGAGGGCGGAGUACGAAAAGAAACUCCAGGCUUACAAUAAGAAACAGAGCGAAGGAGCAGCCGCCGAGGAAGAGUCCGACAAAUCCAGGUCGGAGGUGAACGACGAGGACGAGGAGGACGAGGACGGCAGCGCUGAGCAGGACGACGAUGAUGACGAAGAGUGAGGGAAAGGCAAUAAUGGAAUGAAUGUGUAGGAAACUGCUACCGUACAACAAUCCCAUCUGAACGCAACUCUGAUCUGCUUUCUUUUCGUUUUCUUUUUUUUAUUAUGUACCCUCUCUCGCAUUUUUUGUUUAGUAGAAGAAGAAGAAGAGUAGAGAUUGAAGUAAGUUAGGUUUGGGCGGUCAGAUGGGAUUGUUUAUGUAUUUACGUUUUCAAGAAAUCUUCUUUAAGUCGUCUCUGUAUGUCUCUCUCUCUCUCUCUCUCUAAUCAAUAAUCACAAUCGCAUCUUCGUCUAA